Molecule: messenger RNA, 1999 nt
Organism: Puntigrus tetrazona (Sumatra barb)
Lineage: Eukaryota; Metazoa; Chordata; Actinopteri; Cypriniformes; Cyprinidae
Product: transcriptional enhancer factor TEF-3-like
Exons: 11
Coding region: 275-1267 (330 amino acids)
Biological process (GO): regulation of transcription by RNA polymerase II; hippo signaling; embryonic organ development
Cellular component (GO): transcription regulator complex
Molecular function (GO): RNA polymerase II cis-regulatory region sequence-specific DNA binding; DNA-binding transcription factor activity, RNA polymerase II-specific
Source: RefSeq, a predicted model, not a curated record
UUGGACAAGCCUCUGGAGAACGAUGCCGAGGGCGUGUGGAGUCCGGACAUCGAGCAGAGCUUUCAGGAGGCGCUGGCCAUCUAUCCUCCCUGCGGCAGACGCAAGAUCAUCCUCUCCGACGAGGGCAAGAUGACGGAAUGAGCUGAUUGCACGCUACAUAAAGCUUCGAACGGGAAAAACACGAACCAGGAAACAGGUCUCCAGUCACAUUCAGGUGUUGGCGCGGCGGAAAGCUCGGGAAAUCCAGGUGAAACUCAAGGUGAAUGGGGUGCACAUGUGCGAUGUUCCUGAUGUCGUCGUCUUCUUCCGUCAGGACCAGGUCGCCAAAGACAAAGCCAUGCAGAGUAUGUCCACCAUGUCUUCGGCUCAGAUCAUCUCAGCCACGGCCUUUCAGAACAAGAUGGCUCUGCAGGGCCUCUCUCGGCCGGCCUACCCGACCUCCGCCGGGUUUUGGCACGGCGCUCUCGCAGGACAAGCCGCGGGUCCUGAAGACAUCAAGCCGUUUUCUCAGCAGAACUUCGUGAUGCAGGCCGCCGGUCCUCCUCCUAUAGCAGGUUUCGAGAGCACCGCGGGUCUGUCGAUGUCCUCCGGAGCGCCUCCCUGGCAGGGCCGGAGCAUCGCCGGCGCGAAGCUACGCAUGCUGGAGUUCUCCGCUUUCCUGGAGCAGCCGCAGGACCCCGAGAGCGUCAACAAGCACCUGUUCGUACACAUCGGUCAGUCCAACCCCGCCUACAGCGACCCGUACCUGGAGGCCGUGGACAUACGGCAGAUUUACGACAAGUUCCCGGAGAAGAAAGGAGGACUGAAGGAGCUGUUCGAGAAGGGACCGCCUAACGCGUUCUUCCUCGUGAAGUUCUGGGCAGAUCUGAGCAUCAACCUCCAGGACGACAGCGGCUUCUUCUACGGCGUAUCCAGUCAGUACGAGAGCUCGGAAAACAUGAUCAUCACGUCCUCCACCAAAGUCUGCUCGUUCGGGAAACAGGUGGUGGAAAAGGUGGAGACGGAGUACGCGCGCUUCGAGAGCGGCAGAUACGUCUUCAGGAUCCAUCGGUCGCCGCUGUGUGAAUACAUGAUCAACUUCAUCCACAAGCUCAAACAUCUGCCCGAGAAAUACAUGAUGAACAGCGUGCUGGAGAACUUCACCAUCCUGCAGGUGGUGACCAACAGAGACACUCUGGAGACCUUGCUGUGCGUGGCGUAUGUGUUCGAGGUGUCCACGAGCGAGCACGGGGCCCAGCAUCACAUCUACAGGCUGGUCAAAGACUGAGACGAGCGUCUGCAGCUCGCUGACCCACAGACGCCGCAGCGCCCCCUCCUGGACACGGCCCCAGGGCCCAGGGCCCGCCGGGGCUCGGGACACAGAGGCACACGCAGAGAAUCUGCCCCCGAAAGGCCCAUCCGAACGUCACCGCUUUUCAAUUUCGAUGAGAACGAGAUGCAUGGUUUUUUUUCUUCAUUUCCUCUCAUUUCAGCCCCCCCUCGUGUUUGCCUUAGUGUCCGUUGCCUGUUUUCACACGAACCAAAAAGUGUUUUUUAUCUUCGCGCGUGACCCUGGACCUCAAAACCUGCCAUGAGGGUCGAUUUUUCAAAAUUCAGAUCAAAUCGAAUAUGCUUCCCAUCGAUGUGUGGUUUGACAAUAUUUGACUUGAAAAAAUCACCUUGAAAGUUCCUCAGCGAUGCACAGAGUUCAUCCAAAACGAAGUUUUGCUACAUUUACAAAAUCUCUUCCCAGAAGGCGACCCUUACUUAAUAUCCUAUUGAUUUUGGGCUAAUAAAUGGCUACUGCUUAUGAAUAUCUUAUGAAUACCUUAUGGACGCUUCUGUGCUCCAGGCUCACGCGUAUCAGGACAAACGGAAACGGCUAAAUGUUUAAGUGAAGUGUUUUUACGUAGAUUUGCCGCAUUGUAUUUAUCAGACGUGUUCUCGAAUGUGGAAAACGUAAACUUAAAACAGUCUAACAUUAAAAAAAAAAAACGCACUGGCCCGAGAAAGCCAGGAA